This is a messenger RNA of Pocillopora meandrina, 9463 nucleotides long. The record is from the annotation of a GenBank genome assembly. NCBI's taxonomy places the organism in Eukaryota, Metazoa, Cnidaria, Anthozoa, Scleractinia, Pocilloporidae.
UGUAUACCUGUAUUUCACGCAGUGCUGUCAACGGAUUACAACAGAAUUUUGAUAUUCAAAGAGCCCAUUUUCAAUGCUGCACUCACUGGCCACAUUAUUAGGACAGUAAAAGUGUAUGACGAUGGGGGCUGUCGAGUGAUGUGCUAUAUGGAACCAAACUGUGUGUCCUUUAAUGUUGGACCUUCAGAUGACAGAACCCGUACAUGUAACUUGAACAACGCCACAGAUGAUAGCGUAUCACCUACUAGUCUGGUCGAUAGACCAAAUUUUUCCUACAACGGUGCUGAGGUAAACUUUUUUCCCUCUGGCUUAUUAAGUUUUUUAUCAUCAUUUUUGUUAUCGCUCUUGUUUCUCCCUUCUUGAUUUUCGUUAUUUUCUAUGAGAUUGCGAAGCUUUCUCACUAGGUCUUUUCAUAAAGGUAAAACUCAAGUCGUAAUUCAGAACUUUGGUCCAGCGCGCAAGUGGGGCUGUUCUAAGAGUCGUGCCUUAUCGCACGCGUACCACAUCGCACGUGAGCCUCUUUGCACUCGUCUCUUAGAGCACGCACGUACGCGUGUCGUAUUACAAGUUGAGCGUGUCAUACAGGAUACUGCUUGAAACAAAGCAAAAAAAAAGUUGCUAUGCCUACUUUUGUUUUCCUUAGUAAAUAUAUGCACAUCUGCAAAUUUGUGACAAUCUUAGCUUGCCGUGUCAAGAAACACGUUCCCGUGCGUUCACCUUAGUACUCUUUUUCCUUGUAGGGUCACAACUUGAUAUAACCUUAUAUGAUAAGUCUCCGCUGUCCUCUUCCAUCUCCAUACCUUUGACUUCUAAGAGUGCAAGUGAUUAGCAAGUAAUUUCUCUAACAAUACUUACAACCUCUUAAUAAAGUUUUAAUGUCGUGAGAUUAAAUAAAAAAUGGUUACCAACCAAUAAAAGCUCUUGAUUUUUAACUCAAUUCUCCUUGUCAGCACCUUUGGAUAUAUGUAAAAAAAAGUAUGCAGAAUAUGGAUACAGAUAAAAGGAUGUAAAGGGUUUAAAGCGUGAAGAAAUUAACCACUUCAAUGAGAAAUAAAGAAUCACUGGCCGGGUUUCUAUUUGAAAAUACUAGAAGUAAUUAUAACUUAGUUUCCUUCUUUUGAAUAUAGAAUUUUUGUCUUGGGGACCCUUGCCCAGGAGAGAAUUCGGUUUGUCAAGUGGGAUUCACAAAGAAAGGCUUUAGAUGUAAGUUCCUUGAGCGAUGUAAUGAAGGUGAGUAGUUUACUGAUGAACUUGUGCCUGCUGACUGAACCCUUCAUUUCCAAGGGAAGCCAAAAAUAAUUUUUUCUGAAUGCAUUUUCAAGCAAUAAGGAGACGAUGGGAAAACUUUAAUUUGGGGAUGUUGUUCGAUUUGACACGAAAUUCUUAAUGCCAAAUCUUUUGAAACAAUGUAUGGAGUACACUGCUACGAAAUGACAAUUUGAUCGUGGAAGUGAAAGGGUUAAAGAAUGAAUUGAUUUUCAUUAAUAAAAUGGAGUUAUUAAAACAUUUAUUUUGCUCUCCUCCCUCAGGCUUCCUUCAAGGUGAGGCUUCUCUCAGUGGUUCAUGUUAUAAGCUCAUAACCAAGCCUGAGACUUGGAGCAACGCUGACGCCAAAUGCAUAAGCCUCGGAGCUCAGCUGGUAAAGAUCGAAUCAGCUUUCGAGAACGACUUCCUAACUCAAGCCUUUUUCAAAGGAACAUCGGGAACUUACUGGAUUGGACUGAGCGAUCAGGUGCAUGAAGGAAAAUGGAUCUGGACUGACGGUAGCUCACUGGGAGCCGAUGAUUACAGCCCUUGGGGAAAUAAUAACCCCAAUAACUUUGGCGGGCAUCAAAAUUGUGGGCAGAUUGUGAAAGGAGUUUUCAAAUUGGGAUCAUUUUUUUUCAGCGGUUUUGAAGAUGGAGAGUGGAAUGACUUCAGGUGUGAUUUUCUUCUCGGCUAUAUUUGCGAAAAGAAAAUAUACUCUGGAGAGAAUGAGUAGCAAAGGCACCAGUUAAUUACCGCUGCUAUUUAUCCCUGAAUGAUGGCUAAGCCUGUCAUUGCAUUCAUUAUUUUAUGUUUUUCUCUUUUAAACGAGAAUCAAUUUUUAUCAAAUGGAAACAAAGUUUUUUUUAUCCGGAAAUUGAUCGAGCCUGUUUGUUUGGAGGGCAAGAUUUUUUUUUCACGAUAAAGUUUAUCUGGUCCCAAGAUGAGGCUUUGUAAUGUUCUUAUGAACCCCACCUUAUUGGAAAUUUAUUGGCAGUCGACUUUCAAUAUUCUCCCCUUUUGUACUUUGUUGGAGAAGACGAAUCCCUCUUCCGUUCCCCCUGAAAACCAUUUGACUCAACAAAAUCCUCCAUCCCCCACCCAUGUGAUAAAAAAAUGAUUAGUCUCUUAACCCUUUAACUCCCGUGAAUGACCAACACAGAAUUUCUCCUUACUAUAUCAUGCAGACGAGUGAUGAGAAUAAAGAAAAAUAUCAAUAAAGGGAUUACUAAUUGAUCCGAUACCAAAAUCUCUAAACUAACAUAAUAAGAAUCGCAGACAGUAAGGAGAAUUACUAAUGAGAUCUUGGGAGUUAAAGGGUUAAUCGAAAAAAGAUUAAGAAACCAUAAAGAUGAGAAUAUUUUCAAAAAAAGCUGAGUGGUAGACAGAAAAAACCUAUGAAAUGAAUCAAUUCUUGCCCUUUCCUCUGGAAUGGGCUUAACUCUAAUUCUUUUUUAUGUAUACAGAAAUGUUAUUUAACUAAAGUAGUCGCUUUAGACAAAAAAAGUGAAUGAAAACACUGAAGAAGUCUUCAGGCAAACAUCACGAUUUUUGCAGAUGUGCAAACAUUUACCUAACAAAAAGCCUAUUGUUCCUGGGGUUUCUAGGUAAGAAAAAUUUCUAUUAGAAUGAUGAUCCUUCGACAGAAAGAAGGAAUAUGUAAAUGUGAACAUAUUUGAAGUGAUAGUCUUACAAAAAUGCUCUUGCAAAUGACAAAAGUCGAAAGUAAAAAUUUGAGGUCUUCAGGGGCGAUUUCUUUUAACAAAUAUUCGCAUUAAUUUUGGCACUUCAUCAGAGCAACCAGCUGUUUCUUGGACAACGGGCAGUGGGUUAAUUGUUUGUAAUAGGUAACGUCAGUAAUAUUUACUCCUGUUAAAAGUAAUAUAUUUUACAAAAAUAAAACAUUAACAUGGACACGCUAUUCAGAAUUGAAGACUACUGAAACAGGAAGACCUAACUAGUGGAGAUGAUCCAUGUUAGAGGAUGGGUUUUUCGAAACUUGUAAUAGGAAUUGUUCUGUUUGUCAUCGAUGUGUGGUGUGCUGGUAAGUUUAUUUGUAAUCAACGUCUUGGUAAAUCAUUAACGUUGUGUUCCCCGUUUUCCAAGAGAUAAGGGAACAAUAAGGGAACAGAAGUUAGCGUUACACAUUACACUGUGAAUUUUAUUUGAUAAGCAUUGUGUAUCAUUUAACUGCUAACGCACAAAUAUCAAAAAUUGCAUUCAAGGUCCAAUUCUUUAACAACUCAACGAGGAUUCACCCACAUAUUUAAUAAGAGCGACAGAAAUAACACAUAAAGCACAAUGCGUUUUUCUUUCUUAUUUGCGUAAGGGUGAUCGUUUAAGAAAGGGCAUCUAGAGAGAGUAGAGAGAGAAAGAGAGAGUAGAGAGAGAGAGUAGAGAAAGAGAGAGAAGAGACUGAAAGAGCAUCUAGAGAGAUUAUUCAAUACUAUAUGUGACACAAACGCAAUUUGCUGUUUAUAAAUAUUGCAAAUAAUUCAGUUUAAAGAGCUGUCUUCUAAAGAAAGCCGCCGGAUAUCUAGUUAAAGCCUAUAUAUGCCGCACAAUUUUCAUUGAAUGUUGGUUUGUAACGAAAAAAAAACAAAAAAACCACCAGGAUCGGUAAGAGGAGACAAGAGGAAAAAAAAUUCAUAUUUCUGAUGUCUUUUUUCAAAUUGCGUGGUUUGUUUUCCCUUAAAAUUUUCUUAAACAUCAAUGCAAUAAUUAUGCAGUAUCCUUGCUUACACAAAGCACAACAAUAUGGUUGUUAGGAAGAAAGAUCAUUUAGAUAAUGGAACUGAAUGAUGAUUCACGUCACUAAUUCCCUCGAUGAGGGGGGCAUUGGGGUCUGUUAGAAAUCGCAAACAGCAAAAAAGAAAAAGAAAACAAGACAAAACAAAAAAACCAAAAAAAUCUAUCAACACCGAUAAAUUUGCAAAACCGAUAACAGUUGUCAAACCCUUAUCGAUCCGAUACAGAGGUCACAAGUGAAGCAAAAUGGGUUUCGCGGCUAUGAGAGACCCGUGGAGGCGAAAAAUUGCCGCUUAAAUCGAAUAGGAACCGGAAUCCAAAUAGGAAAAAACGGAAACCAGAUCGGAUACCAAAUCCGAAAACCCAUGAGUAUUUUUGACGAAAACCGAAAACCAAAUACUAAAAAACGGUAGAUCCGAAAAUCGCAAUGAACACCACAACAGCAAAAACGAACCGAAAAACCGAAUUAAAAAAUAGCCAAAACCCCUAAACCAAAAAUCCUAAUGCCUUUUUUCUUGCUCCGUAGGACAUGAAUGAAGUUUUGGUUUUAGUCGAUUUAGUUAAGCUCUAGUUAACCGAGUUUAUGCGUGAUAUAGCGAGUUGUAUUUCUAAUUUAAAUCACCACCACUGAUGACUAUCCUAUGAAACUGAUUAAGAUUCACUGUUGCUAAGUAUUCAUUCCAUUAAAAAAAUAGCCCGAGGGAAGGUACAACAGCUAUAAUAAGUAAAGCAUGCAUUAAUCGUCAUUAACUAGUAGCAAAAAAGGGCAUGUAAAACAGUAACUUCUCUCAAAAGCAAAGGGGAAUAACCCUUAAGUGAUUUAUCAGAUGUUUUUCUUUUUCGCUGAAGAUGAAAAGAGUAAAAAUGAGGUCAUAACAAAAAAAAAAAAUGAAAGGGAAAGCCUUGUCACCCAGAGGUACUGCUUAACAUAACAACAUCAAGAGGCUUUUAAAGAAUUUAUCGCCAUAAAAGUCUUGAUAUAAACAGCGUAAAAUGUAUGUUAAGUCAUGCUGAGGUAAUGAGGGCGUUCAGCCUGAUAAUCGAAUAUGAUUCACCAGUUUGAACGAGUCGCGUAGACUUCAAAGGUUAAAACUCAGCGUAAGUGAUGUUAUUAAUCAUUGCUGGAUUUGACGUCACAUCAACCACAAAGCCCGCGUGACUCUUAAUGGGCAUUAAGUGUGUCUUGAGUGCUCGUAAUUAAGGAGUGGAACGCUGUAAACAAUGCUUUAGUUUUCUCCUCUCAUUUUCAGCGAGGUCAGUUAGCUUUACCUGGAACCGAUUUGUUCAUCCUUUUGACCUUUACCUACAAAAUGCCGAAUACUUAGCAAUCGUUAUGUCCAUACAGACUGCACGCCUAAUAAGGCUGCCACCUGAAAAUUGUAGAGAAACCACAGGACCAAUAUUUUUGCAAUUAAGCGUGAUGACAAAACAGAAACUGUGAUCAGUUUUGAUGUAUGAAUAAGGAGAUCCCUACACAUCCCUACACAUAUCCAUUUGAUUUAUCAGCUGAUGUUUUUCUUUUUCGCUGAAGAUGAAAAGAGUAAAAAUGAGGUCAUAACAAAAAAAAAAUGAAAGGGAAAAGCCUCGUCAACCAGAGGUACUGCUUAACAUAACAACAUCAAGAGGCUUUUAAAGAAUUCAUCGCCAUAAAAGUCUUGAUAUAAACAGCGUAAAAUGUAUGUUAAGUCAUGCUGAGGUAAUGAGGGCGUUCAGCCUGAUAAUCGAAUAUCAUUCACCAGUUUGAAUGAGUCGCGUAGACUUCAAAUGUUAAAACUGAGGGUAAGUGAUGUUAUUAAUUACUGCUGGAUUUGACGUCACAUCAACCACAAAGCCCGCGUGACUCUUAAUGGGCAUUAAGUGUGUCUUGAGUGCUCGUAAUUAAGAAGUGGAACGCUAUAAACGAUGCUUUAGUUUUCUCCUCUCAUUUUCAGCGAGGUCAGUUAGCUUUCCCUGGAACCGAUUUGUUCAUCCCUUUGACCUUCACCAAAAAAACGUCGAGUACUUAGCAAUCGUUAUGUCCAUACAGACUGCACGCCUAAUAAGGCUGCCACAUGAAAAUUGUAGAGAAACCACAGGACCAAUAUUUUUGCAAUUAAGCAUGAUGACAAAACGGAAACUGUGAUCAGUUUUUAUGUAUGAAUAAGGAGAUCCCUACACUACCAUAUCCACCACUUAGAUAUAUUGAAGUGGUUGCUCGCUUAAGAGGACUCACAAAUGUCGUUUUCAGUAAACAUAUACAGAUUCGCUGCUUUUUCAGCCUUACUUACUUUUCACCUUACAGUGCUUUCCAAAGAAUAUAGUCGGAUUUUAGAGUUCAAGGAACCAGUACCAAACAAAGCGCUUAACGGGCACUUGAUAAGAGCAGAAAAAGUGGCCAACGAAGGAAGCUGCCGCGUCUUCUGCUAUCUGGAGCCAAAUUGUGUGUCCAUCAAUGUAGGUCCGCAAGAAGAUGGCGGUAGAAUUUGCGAAUUAAACAGUAAAACGGAUGGAAGCUCCUCACUUUCCGCACUGCGGCAAAAGAACCAAUACACUUACUAUGGAAUUGAGGUAUGAGAUAAAAGAAUUGGUUUAUUAAUUUAAUUGCCCCGAGCCACAAGUUCAGUUCCACAUUUGCUCUAUUAUGUGAAUUUUGUACCGGAGAAAAACAUGCUAAAACAGUCGUUACCGAGUAACUUCAUAGCGCCUGGAAGUUCGUUGAUGAAAAGUUAGCAGAUUAUUAAUGUAGUAUGAUAAAGAUUGAAUAUGUUUAUGAGAAGUACCAACAGGACACUGAUAUUGGCUAGGCAUCUCCUAUGAAGAGAACAAAAAGUUUCGAUUUCUUUUUUGCAGGAUAAGUUCAUGUACAAAACGAAAAAAUGAUCUUCCGAAUUACUUCAAAUGUAUGACCAGCUCUGUUGAUUUUUUUAUCUGCAGUAUAUGACACUGUUAUCAUAGAUCCACAGUUGAGAGAUUAAGAUUGAAAUUAUUUUCUGACACAGAAUCCUUGCCGCAGCAACCCUUGUGCCAGAGAGGGAAAAUUGUGUCAAGCGGGAUUCACUGAGAAAGGCUUCCGAUGUGUUUGCCGCGAAAUGGGCGAAGAGGGACACUGCAAAGGUUCUUAUAUCACCAAUGCAAUGAAAAUCAACUCACUCUUGAUCAAGAGGGACCUACAUCUUUUAUCAUCCUAAAAUCUCACCCCUGAAUCGCACGUUAAGGACACAGGAAUAAAGGAAAUGAUCACCAACCAGAGGAGCUCUUCACCAUCUAAGAAAUUGUAUAGAGAACAGAUGGAGAAUGUUUAUUCUGGUUGGGGUGCAAAGAGAUAAUACAUAAAAAAAAAUUGGACUCUUAUCGUCUUCAAAAGUAUACCAUUGCAGUGUAAAAAAGCGUGUAGCUCUCGAUAAAAUAUCCAAUUUUACCCGUUCAUUUCUUGCCAUCUCGAUUUCUACUUUUUUUUCUACUCUUCCAUGUCAUCUGUACACAACGUGUAACGAUCAGCAAGCUGCAAGCCUUCCGUUUGUCAUACCGAGGUUUCUAUAAUCAAAUUUACCUUUCACACUCAACAACACAGUAAAAGAAGGGGUGAUGCAUGAACUAUAAUGCUACUUUAUCUUGAUAUUUUUCUGUGGACAUGUGCAAACAUGAAUCCAAUAUGAAAGAUAACGCAGGUUUGCUAACUAUUUUGCAUUGAUUUUAUUAGACUGUCCUACCGAUUGGAAACCGUAUGGAACCUCUUGUUAUGCUGUAUUCACCGCUGAACUUUCUUGGAAAGACGGAGAAGACCAUUGUAAGUCAAUGAAUGCACGGCUGGUGAAGAUAACUUCUGAGGAUGAGGCUGCUUUUAUUCGUGAGGAUCUUGGUGUCAACUCUCAAAAUACAGCCUAUUGGAUUGGCCUUCAUGAAAAAGAGUCCAAUGAUGAGUGGAAAUGGUCUGACGGAAGUGAACUAGACGUGUUUAUCGACUGGAAUACAGGAGAGCCAAACAUACGGUCCAUAGCUUGCGCUGUGUUGUUUGAUGGAAAGUGGCGCGACAGAAGUUGCUCAGAUAAAUACAACUUCAUUUGUGAGAAAUGAUUACAACCACUGGAACUAAAGUGUUCUCUGUAUUUGUAUGGGUAUGCUUAAAGUACAGUGUGGGAUGCAGCUCGAGACAUAACCCAUAGUCCUCAGUACACCAAUCACUGGCCUAACAUUGAACAUUGGAAGAGUAGUACGGCCGGUUUAACAAUAUCACUUUUAACUUUAAUUAUUGUCGUGCAUAAAUAAAGCUUCUGUUCUGUUUUCUUGUGACUCAGAAACUUUGUCACGUGAUUAUUAAGUAUGAAACAAAUAAGGUAACUGAUGCAUAUGAUAUCAAAUAACCUAAAUAACUUAGAAACCAUGAACACACUCAGCCAUUAGUGAAAUUCGCGAGAAUGUAAUUCCAUCAGUUUUUUUGAAACCAAAAGUUCGUUGGUUCCAUCUGUCGUGCCUGCCGCUCGAAAAUCUCGAAUUGACGCCAGUUAACAGGGAGGCAAGAACUGAAUUUCAAUCUGAGACAAGUUCAAUGCUGGUUCGACUGAUUGCUAACACUUUCCAUUUUUUAAUUCCUUUUUCUGAAAAAGGAAAAUAUAUCCAAGUCCAAACUGCUGAAUAACUCAAACAGAGAAAAUUAAUCAUCGCAGUCAACAGCGUUCGCAUAGACGUAUUAAUCCCUUAUUGAAAACCAUUGCACUGUUUGAGAAACCUGUCGUUUAAACAUUCAAGACUCUGAACGUUGAAUUGUUUACUUUAGAGAAAGCCCUUAGGCUCUAAGAGACAAAUGACAGCCCGGCAUUACAAAAUAUGAAAGGCUGUCCUGAAAAAAUGACUGAGACAACGUAUAUUGAAAUGAUGAUCUUUGAUGAUCCAAUCAGCUCAACAGAAAGAUGAAAUAAUUGCAAAAUUGCGCUAAUUUUAAAGAGAAACAAAAAAGUUACCAUGUAUUAUCGAUCAUCUACGCUUUUUCUUCGUCCAGAUCCGUCCAGAACCCCAUUGUUUUUGAAACAAGAGGCCGCUGAUGUAAGCAGCUAACAACAACAACGAACGAAACUAAAGUCUAAAUUCGGGUCAGAUCAUAAAUACAAAUGCUUUGACAGACCACCAGUGUUGGAACUAGUGCUGGUUUGUUGAAAUAAACAUGUACCCUCUCUCAGAGAGUGCGUCAGGGAUGAAAUCAUCAGAUCCUUUUCACCUUACAGUGCUUUCUAAAAAAUAUAGUCGGAUUUUAGUGUUCAAGGAACCAGUACCAAGCAAAGCGCUUAACGGGCACUUGAUAAGAGCAGAAAAAGUGGCCGACGAAGGAAGCUGCCGCGUCUUCUGCUAUCUGGAGCCAAAUUGUACGUCCAUCAAUGUAAGUCCGCAUGAAGACGGCGGUAGAAGUUGCGAAUUAAACACUAAAGCGGAUGGAAGCCCCUCGCUUUCCGCACUGCGGCAAAAGAACCGAUACACUUACCAUGGAAUUGAGGUAUGA